This is a messenger RNA of Cyanistes caeruleus (blue tit), 1329 nucleotides long. It is a transcript of the gene HOGA1, whose product is annotated as 4-hydroxy-2-oxoglutarate aldolase 1. NCBI's taxonomy places the organism in Eukaryota, Metazoa, Chordata, Aves, Passeriformes, Paridae. Gene Ontology annotation, cellular component: mitochondrion. Gene Ontology annotation, molecular function: (R,S)-4-hydroxy-2-oxoglutarate aldolase activity; 4-hydroxy-tetrahydrodipicolinate synthase activity. Gene Ontology annotation, biological process: glyoxylate catabolic process. The record is from RefSeq and is a predicted model, not a curated record.
GGUCAAACAUUAACAGCCCUUCGGCGAGGCAAGCAGCACAGCCAGCGGCAGCAGCCAGCCACCAUGGCAUUCAGCACCCGCCUCGCCUCCUCCCUCCGGCCUGUCCUGACAGCUCUGCACUGGGCAGCCCCCAGGCAGUGCCGGGGACUCAGCACCCCCCAGGGAUCAGAGCCCUCACUCAAUCUUGGGGGUAUCUUCCCACCCCUCGCCACCCCUUUCUCACCCACGCAGGAGGUGGACUAUGCCCAGCUGGAGGGGAACCUGCGCCGCUAUGCCAGCAUCCCCUUCCGAGGGCUGGUGGUGCUGGGCUCCAAUGGGGAGUAUCCAUACCUGGCAUCCCGUGAGAGGGUGGAGGUGGUGAGCUGUGUGCGCCGGGCUCUACCCAGGGACCGCUUGCUGCUGGCUGGCUCGGGCUGCGAAUCCACCCAGGCCACCAUUGAGCUGACAGUCAGCAUGGCGGAGGCAGGGGCUGAUGUGGCGCUGGUUGUGACACCCUGCUAUUACCGGGGGGCCAUGACCACUGCUGCCCUGGUCCAUCACUACACAGAGGUUGGCGAUGCAUCCCCCAUCCCUGUGGUGCUGUACAGUGUCCCUGCCAACACCGGCCUGGACCUGCCCAUGGAGGCUGUCAUCACCUUGGCUCAGCACCCAAAUAUCAUUGGGAUCAAGGACAGCGGUGGGGAUAUCACCCGCAUGGGGCUGAUGGUCCACAAGACAAGGCAGGAGGAUUUCCAGGUGCUGGCAGGAUCAGCCAGCUUUCUGCUGGCAAGCUAUGCCGUGGGUGCCUCUGGGGGUGUGUGUGCCCUCGCCAAUGUUCUGGGUGACCCAUUGUGUCAGCUGGACCACCUGUGCCGCAAGGGCCAGUGGCAGGAGGCCCGUGACCUGCAGCACCGCCUCAUUGAGCCCAACACGGCGGUCACCCGCCGGUUUGGGAUCCCAGGGCUGAAGAAGGCCAUGGAGUGGUUUGGCUACUACGGAGGUCCCUGCCGUGCACCCCUGGCCCCUCUGAGUCCUGCCCAGGUUGAAGAGCUGAGGAGCACCUUCAGUGCCAAUGGCUGGUUGUGAGGUGCUCUCCAUCUGCCCCUUCCCACACCAGGAAGGUACAGGAGUCAGGGACCCUGGGAACUGAGGACAUUCUGGGUACACUGGGAGGUGGCCAGGAGAGGGCCACCCAUGUUACUCUUUCCUGUUGGACAGGGCUGCACUGGGAAGAGUGGGUAAAGGAGGGCAACCCCAGGCCAGCCUGCGUCCCUGCCAGCCCCCAGGUCCUGUUGUCUGCCUGGGAAGGGGUGGGUCCUGGUGGCAUGAAUAAACCUGCCGUCUCCUCUC